Messenger RNA from Lingula anatina, 2318 nucleotides. RefSeq names its product lysine--tRNA ligase. The record is from RefSeq and is a predicted model, not a curated record. Gene Ontology annotation, molecular function: ATP binding; lysine-tRNA ligase activity; tRNA binding. Gene Ontology annotation, cellular component: aminoacyl-tRNA synthetase multienzyme complex; cytosol; mitochondrion. NCBI's taxonomy places the organism in Eukaryota, Metazoa, Brachiopoda, Lingulata, Lingulida, Lingulidae. Gene Ontology annotation, biological process: lysyl-tRNA aminoacylation.
UUCACGUGGAAAAUGGCGGACUCCGUCCAAGGCGAAGAGAAGCUGAGUAAAAAAGUUCCCCUGCCCUUGAUAAAGUUAUAAAAAUGGAGCUAGGAUGAAGAGAUAAUUACUUGCCAAUAUCAUGCACUCUUUGUGUACAGUUUUGGGUGUAUGGAGAAGACCCCAGAUUUUAAAACAGCCAAUAGCCAGUUUUCAUCUGAAUUUCCAGCCUUUGUUUAAAAGCAAAAGUGAACUGAAGAGACGACAAAAAUUGGAAAAGAAAGCCCAGGAAAAGGCAGCAAAGCAGGCAGCUCAGGUAGCUCAAGAUGAGGCCAAGCCAGCCCAAAAGAAGGCAGAAAAUAAGCCAGAGGAGGAAAUUGACCCUAAUGAAUACUUCAAGCUGAGGAGUGCGGCAGUUGCCCACCUCAAGGAGAAGGGAGAGCAUCCAUACCCACAUAAAUUCCAUGUGUCCAUCUCUCUGACAGAGUUUGUGGAGAAGUACAAUGGACUACAGGCUGGGGAACAACUUAGUGAGGUUGUCAGCGUGGCAGGCCGUGUUCAUGCAAAAAGGGAAUCGGGACAAAAGCUUAUAUUUUAUGACUUGAGGGCAGAAGGCACCAAGCUUCAAGUAAUGGCUAAUGCAAAAAUAUAUGAGUCGGGACCAGACGGUUUUGCAAAAAUCAAUGAAAAGUUAAAAAGAGGAGAUAUCAUGGGAUGCAUUGGAAAUCCAGGUAAAACCAAGAAGGGAGAGCUGAGCAUUCUUCCCACAAAAAUGGAGCUGCUUUCUCCGUGUCUUCAUCAACUGCCUCACCUCCAUUAUGGUCUCAAAGACAAGGAGACCAGAUUUAGGCAAAGAUACUUGGACCUUAUUCUAAAUGACAAUGUGCGGAUGAAGUUUGUGACCAGGGCAAGAAUUAUCAAUUAUAUCAGAAAAUUUUUAGAUGGACUUGGUUUUCUGGAGAUUGAGACACCCAUGAUGAACAUGAUCCCAGGUGGAGCCACUGCCAAGCCUUUCAUUACACAUCACAAUGACCUUGACAUGGAUCUGUACAUGAGGGUUGCACCCGAGUUAUAUCACAAGAUGUUGGUAGUUGGAGGCAUAGACCGUGUGUACGAGAUAGGUCGGCAGUUCAGAAAUGAGGGGAUUGACUUGACACACAAUCCAGAGUUCACGACAUGUGAAUUCUACAUGGCAUAUGCAGACUAUCAGGACUUGAUGAAGAUUACAGAAACAUUGGUGUCAGGCAUGGUCAAGUCAAUUACGGGUAGCUACAAAGUGGUCUAUCACCCAGACGGACCAGAAGGGGAGGCACUGGAGGUGGACUUCACACCACCCUUCAGAAAGAUCAGCAUGAUCAAGGAUCUGGAAGACAUUCUGAAGGUGAAGUUUCCACCAGCCAAAGAUCUUGGCACUGAAGAAACCAGGCAGUUCCUGGAGAAGCUGUGUAUACAACACAAUGUGGAGUGUACUCCACCCAGGACCUCAGCCAGGUUACUGGAUAAGCUGGUUGGAGACUUUAUAGAGGUCCAGUGUGUCAACCCUACCUUUAUAACUGACCACCCACAGGUCAUGAGCCCACUGGCCAAGUGGCAUCGCUCCACCCCUGGAUUAACGGAGCGUUUUGAGCUGUUUGUGAUGAAGAAGGAGAUCUGCAAUGCAUACACAGAGUUGAAUGACCCUGUAGUACAGAGAGAGAUGUUCAACGCUCAAGCCAAAGACAAGGAUGCAGGUGAUGACGAGGCAAUGUUUGUAGAUGAAAACUUCUGCACAGCUCUGGAGUAUGGUCUGCCCCCCACGGCUGGCUGGGGAAUGGGCAUUGACAGAGUGACCAUGUUCUUGACCGACUCCAAUAAUAUCAAGGAAGUCCUCUUCUUCCCACAAAUGAGACCCGAGGCCAACACUGUACCAACAGAAGAAGCAGAAGCAGAGAAGAAAUAGCAAAGUUUAGAAAAAAUGCACAAUUUUGACACAACAAACAAUAUUGGGGGGAAAACAUCCCAUUGGAACGAAUAAUAAUAACACUGAAGGAAAUGCAAGGAUUGAACAAUUCGAAAGAAAACCUUGAAAUGUAUCUCUGUUGUUUUUGAAAAAUAUCACCACUGAAUGUUCUGAAAAAUAUCACCUCUGAAUGUUAACUUGUAUAACCAAGAGAGACAGUAAAAAAGCAACUUUUUAAUGGCUAAUGAAGAUGGAAAAGUGCUCAGUUGAUAAGUACUUACUGCAAAAGAACUUUUGAAUUCAAGUAGUUUGCUUUGUUAAAUACAAAGAAGAAGCAAAAUAAAUUGAUGUUAUUGAAAAGAUAACAAGAAGCCAACACAAUAAACUGAUGUAAAAUUUG